AUGGGCCCACCGGCCUCCUCCCUUCCAGCUGCCCAGCAUGCGGAGCCUCUGCCCCGGACGGCUUGGAGAAAUGGUUUUCUCGCCGAGCUCGCGUUCACAGACAGCAGCCCACGAAGCGCCUUUUCUGGCCGGGUGCAGGAAGGUGUCACGGUGAGGGUGGCGGCAGAGCUGUGGCAGGUAAAUUCAUAUUGGUUUAACGCGGCUGUUUCACAUUUUAUACGCCUCAAGAGCAAAAUUUCAAAAUUGAAAAAAAAAAUUAAAAAGGUUAAAGUGUUGCUUUUUCAGGAGACGCAGUUGAGGUCAGUGGAUUUGAAUCACGUCAUCGCGCUACUCAAAGAUUCGGGCUCAAAAGAUUUGGAAAAAGAGCAGCUGAAAAGUCUCAAGAAGGUAGUCAAGCAUUUUGAAAAUGGACUUCCCCUUAAGGAUGUAGUACAAAUUACUGAAAUUCUUAACCUGUGUGCAAAAAAAAUGAGUGAACAAGAAGCUUUCACUGAGCCUUUAUGUGAACUUAUUAAAUUGUUUGGGUUACCAUUUCAAAAAAAGAAAUCAUCUGAUGAAGUUAACUAUUCCGUUGAAGUUUCACAAUCCAUUGCACAACUGGGUUACUUGAUGGGAGUGCCAAGCUCUCAAGUUAAAAUACAAAUCUGUAAGAGCAUUGUUAGCUUUUAUAAUAUGGAGCUACCAGGAAAACUACUUUCAGGUUACCAGCCAACAAAUCCAAACUAUAAAACCCAUAUGGCUGAAGAAGGAGGAUUAGCAGAAAUUCUUGUUUUGUCACUAGCAUUUGUUGAAAAUCAACUUACUGAGAAGUUGUGGGUACUUAAAGCUCUCCAGCAUCUUUCCACCUCUGCAAUAAGUUGUGGACAAAUGGUGAGGGCCCAAGCAGCCACCAGGCUUUGUUUGUGUCUAAAUGGUGCUGAUCCCUCAGGACAGCUGGUGCUCCGCUCCUCAGAUAUCCUAUGGAACCUGCUAGAAAAAGCCUCAAAAGAAGAAGUUGUUAAUCAGCUCAGAAGCUUGGAAUGUGUACGUGCUUUGAAAGAAGUAUUUCUAGACCUCAUAUGUGGCUUCCGGCACUGCGAUCAGCAGCUACGGAAUGACCUCUUGGUGAUUGCCACGUUACUAGCUGAAAAACCUGAAGUAGCUAUGAUUGAAAGUGGAUUUGCAGAGAUCUUAAUAGUACUUGCAACAUGUACUGAAGUUAGACUUCCCAAUCCUUUGGUGAAAGGUUUUAAACUUACCUACUCAUACGAGGAUUUUGAGAUGAAGAAGUUACUAUUUAAUCUAAUAGGAAUCUUAUCUAAAGACCCAUCUGCUGCACAGCUCCUCAGAGAAAAUCAUGUGAUGCCAGCUUUGCUUUAUUAUGUAAAACAGAAUCGAAAGCCUGGAUUUCCUGACUGGUCUGCUGCUCAAUAUGAAGAAUUACAGCUUCAUGCAAUUGCUGUUUUAGCUUCAGUGGCUCCUGUGUUAGUAGACAAAUAUUUGUCCUGCCAAGCAAAUACUCUUCUCCUUGUGUUUCUAGAAUGGUGUACAGGCCAAGGUCAUAGCUUUCACACAGAUCCUUUCUUUGGUCAAGGUAACAGUUUCCAUGGAAGAGGUGGCCGUGGCAACAAACUCCCACAAAUGCGCUACAGCCUCCGAGCUCUGAGAUCUGUUGUGGCCCUUUAUGAUGAUGCUGUGAACAUUAAUUUGUGUGACCAGGGAGCAAUUAGCCAGCUACUGGACAUCUUAAAGUAUGCAGCAGAGAAAUGUAAAGAAAAAGAAGAUACCAUUCUACUGGAAAUCCAAGCUGACAUAUUAUUUAUUUUGUCUGUUCUCUGUGAAAGUGAUGUCCACAGAAAGGAACUCUUCAGCUGUGAAGGAAUUGGUAUACUCAUCCCAUUCUUUAAGAUGGAUCCAAGGAAGUUAUGUAGUGGAUUAGGCUACAGUUGUCUCCUCCUCAGUGCACUCGACUGCUUAUGGUCCUGUGUCAUUGGAUGUUACAUUGCAGAGGACUCUUUUAUUGAAAGACGGGGCAUUUUUCUCCUUCUGGAUUUGUUGGCAUUAAAGGAAAAGAACCUGUGCAAUAUAAUUCUUGGAAUCUUGGUUGAAUUAUCUGACAACCAUGAAACCACUUUGUACAUGAACAUCUGGCGAGGGAAGAGAGAUCAAACAGCAGCUAACCUUUUAAUACAGUUAUGGAGACAGGAGGAGAUGGAUUUGGGAGUCAAACGUGAUAAAUAUGGCAAGAUUGUUGACACCAAGAGACCUAUUGCUACCAGCUUCCAGAAACAGCAAAAGGUCAUUCCGGUACCUGCCACCUGUCCCAGUUUUGCCAUCAUGGAAAUUUCAGAGAGCAUACGGGCAAAAAUUUAUUCAUUAUUUUGCAAGCUAGGUUUUGAAAAUUUGCCUGGCUUAUCUGCUAAGGAUUUGGUUACGCUUGCUAUUAUACAACGUUAUAUUGACUUUAAAAUUGGAGAGGUUUGGAGUGAAAUAUCUGCAGAAAUAAAAGAAGAAUUCAGGCCUGUUACAGCAGAUGAGAAAGCCUUAAAACUUAUUUCAGAGGUGUCAGAAGAUACUGGAAGAAUGGUUGUUGCUCUGCAGACUGAAGUGUUGGCAAGAGAACACCACCAGGAAAUCCAGGAUGAGAAAAAAACUUACAAGAAAAUCCAAGCUACCAGUAUGCAGAGAGAACUGACAAAUAAAUCUUGGGAAAAUGUCUUGGCUCGGACAUCAAACUAUGAGGCAUUGAAGAAAGCAAAAAGGCUUCAGCACACAUUAAGAGAGGCUUCCAAAUGUGAGGCAAACAUUCAAAAUGUACCAUACCAUUCUAUUGAUAUUCCAAAACUCCAUGUAACAUACAGCAACUUCAUAGACGAUUUGCGGGUCUAUGUGAGAGGAGGAACUGGUGGAAUGGGUUAUCCUAAUCUGGGAGGGGAAGGAGGAAGAGGUGGUGAUGUCUGGUUCGUCGCCCGAGAAAGGACUACCUUAAAGAGCAUUAGGGAGAAAUAUCCCCAUAAGCGAUUUGUAGCUGGAGCAGGAGCCAACAGCAGUGUUAAAGCUCUAAAAGGUGAAAAAGGAAAAGAUCGUGAAGUUUACGUGCCUUUGGGAAUUUCAGUUCUUGAUGAUGAUGGCAAGCAGAUUGGAGAGCUUAAUGCAGCAGGAGAGAGAUUCUUAGCAGCUCGUGGAGGUCUUGGAGGUUCUUUGGCUACAAACUUUCUGCCUUGCAAAGGUCAGAGGAGAACUGUUCACCUUGAUUUGAAGCUUAUAGCAGAUGUUGGCUUAGUUGGGUUUCCAAAUGCAGGAAAGUCAUCCUUGUUAAGCAAGAUUUCACAUGCCAAACCUGAGAUUGAAAAUUAUGCAUUCACAACAAUACAGCCUGAACUAGGAAAGAUCAUGUAUGCGGAUUAUAAGCAGAUUUCAGUAGCUGAUCUCCCAGGACUGAUUGAAGGUGCACAUGCAAACAAAGGAAUGGGCCACAAAUUUCUCAAACAUGUAGAGAGAACCAAACAGCUUCUCUUAGUUGUUGAUAUUUCUGGGUUUCAGCUGUCUAUGAAGACUCAGUUCAGAACAGCCUUUGAAACAAUAUUGCUUCUAACAAAGGAACUGGAGCUGUACAAAGAAGAACUUGUAACAAAGCCUGCACUUCUUGCCAUUAAUAAAAUGGAUUUGCCUUGUGCAAAGGAUAACUUGGAUGAACUUAUGACACAACUAGAGAAUCCUCAAGACUUCUUUCACUUACUAGAGGAAGAAAUGAUUCCAGAAAAUACUCUUGAAUUCAGAGAGGUAAUUCCUAUAUCUACGUAUACUGGAGAAGGAAUUGAGGAACUCAAAACAUGUCUAAGAAAAUCCAUAGAUGAGCAAGCAGAGCAGGUGAAUGAAGAAUAUCGGAAAAAGAAACUCCUGCUUUUACAAACUUCCAAAGAAGAGCAAAUGAAUAGAAGCUGACAUUCCUGA
Molecule: messenger RNA, 3933 nt
Organism: Passer montanus (Eurasian tree sparrow)
Lineage: Eukaryota; Metazoa; Chordata; Aves; Passeriformes; Passeridae
Gene: CFAP69
Product: cilia and flagella associated protein 69
Exons: 31
Biological process (GO): response to odorant; positive regulation of flagellated sperm motility; olfactory behavior
Cellular component (GO): sperm midpiece; non-motile cilium
Molecular function (GO): GTP binding
Source: RefSeq, a predicted model, not a curated record